Molecule: messenger RNA, 702 nt
Organism: Emiliania huxleyi CCMP1516
Lineage: Eukaryota; Haptophyta; Isochrysidales; Noelaerhabdaceae
Exons: 3
Coding region: 1-702 (233 amino acids)
Source: RefSeq, a predicted model, not a curated record
AUGCACAACGCCGUCCUCGAGUGGCUCUCAAAUCUCUUCGACACGUCGGUCGGCGACGGUCGGCUGGGCGUUUCGGUCUCGCGGCUGCAGGGCACUUCGCCGAUCGCGCUGCAGAUGGCGCUGCAGAACAAGCUCGUCGAGCUGCGCUCCACGUACGCCUCUAUCCCGGACCAGCUCUCCGGGCGCAUGCCGCUCGCGUACGUGCAGCUGGUUCAGAUCCUGACCGACCUGCUCAUCUUCUGCACGCCCUUUGCGCUCGUCCACUCCGUCGGCGGCUUCGGCGCCGUGCUGGGCGCGCUUGUUCGCACGUCUGUCGUGACGCUCUUCCACUCCUCCAUUGCGCCGCUGCUGCGCGACGCGGGCAUCGUAGGCAUUAACGCGGCGACGCUGCUCCAGGAGACCAACGUCGGCUCCGAGCGGUGGCGAAGGGGCGGCGGCUGGAUGCCAGAGGCCACCCGGCCGGUGGGGCGGGCGCAGCAGCCAGACGAGCCAACCGCGUCGCCGCGGCACGAGGGGCAUGAGCGGCCCGCGUCGGGAGGGAACCCGCAGCCCGCGUCCGAGGCGCUGCAGGAGCUGCAGGGCGGGGUGGUCGCCACCGCCGCCGCGUCCGGUUUCGCGGCCGCGGCCGCUGGGGGCGGCGCCGGUGACGAGGUUGCGAUCGAUGGUGGCAUGGGAGAUAGUGGCGAUGAUGGGACUAGCUGA